CUCCACUCGUUUUCUGAUUUUCUCCUGGAAUACAGGCUGGAAUAAACAGGACUUUCCGGGAAAUGUAUAUACAUCACUGAUGUUUGGAUUUAUAUAACAAAUGGACUACAGAUCAAGACAACAUUGAUUUACGUCUUUUCCAGUAUACAAAGGAUUACCUGUUUUAACUUAAAUGUCCACUGGUCGUUGGACCCAAACUGAGUAAAUUUUUCUUACCUUGGAAAAUCUACUGGUGCAUACAUGUGUGGGCCCCCAGUUAAAGACACGCUGGCUUAUAGUUUUCCACAAUGUGACUGAAUAUAGAGGUGACCAUCUCACCUACCAUGAUGAAAUCUGGUCUGUCACCUUCCACAGACCCUCUACACCUCAACACCAACAGCUAUGUCAAUAACAGCAACACAAGCUGGAGUAGCCUCCUCGAUGGUGACACGCUGAGGAGCAAUCAAACUCUGUCCCUCCAUGUCUGCUUCCACAACGUCCUGCUGGGAGUAUUUCUGGGACUCCUUUCUCUCCUCACCAUCAUAAUGAACCUGCUGGUCCUGUAUGCUGUGAAGAGAGAAAAGAGCCUGCACACUGUUGGGAACCUCUACAUCGUCAGCCUGUCUGUGGCGGAUCUGAUUGUAGGCACCACAGUUAUGCCUCUAAACUUGGUGUAUUUGUUGGAGGAUGAAUGGAAGUUGGGUCGGGCUGUCUGCCAAUUUUGGCUUAUUAUGGACUAUGUCGCGAGCACAGCCUCAAUUUUCAGUCUGUUUAUUCUGUGUUUGGAUCGGUACCGCUCUGUCAGACAGCCGCUAAGGUACCUGAAAUAUCGAACGCGGGGAAAAGCAAGUGUUAUGAUUUCUGGAGCCUGGCUGCUGUCGUUGAUGUGGAUUAUCCCUAUUUUAGGAUGGAGGUCUUUCACUCAUGUAGACCUUAAACCCGAGGAUGAGAACAAGUGUGACACAGAUUUCCGCUUUGUCACAUGGUUUAAGGUUAUUACUGCGGUUUUCAAUUUCUAUGUACCCUCAAUUUUGAUGUUGGGGUUUUACAUGCACAUCUACUUGACAGUGAGGCAACAUUUGAGGGACAGAGAGAGAAUCAUUCAUCCGACUGAUUCUUUUUGGGAAAAUGUGAAUGGACAACAUACUCAAACAUCCGAGAAAAAUGACUGCAAAUCACCCAAGAAGGAGUGCGAGGUUCCAGUGAAACUCUCAAAAAGACUGCUGGACCAGAACACUUUGGAGCAGACAUACUCCCUCGAGGAUGCUGAAAAAACCAAAACUGCUCCUUCCGGAUCUCACAGAAAAAUUGGUGCAAAGUGCCAACAGACGUCAUUGCUUGCCAAGACAACAAAAAGACUCAGAAUGAUACCGAAAGCCAAAAGGUGCUCCUUGUCUCCUGGGGAGAAGAAGCUGGACAGUGAGAUUCCCCUGAGUCGACCACAGGAUGUAAUUUGCUCGAGCUUUUCCCCUUUGCUUGAGAAGAAUAAUGAGAACAAACUUCAAGCAUCUUUAAAUGAAUGUCACGUCACGGUGCCAAACUCAGUAAGCGGCGUCUGUGACAUAAAUCAGGGAUACACCUCUGUGCUCUAUAACAACUAUGACCCCAGUCGCUCUCUGCCCUGGACCGAGGAAGGGGUUGAAGAUGCUCAAUUUGACCCAGCUAAUGCAGUGACUCUGAAACAGACAUGGCAAAGGUUCAUCGACCAAUCACGCCAGCGUAUACAAAGCCUGAGGAUCCAUAAAGAGCAUAAGGCAGCCAAGCAGUUGGGCUUCAUCAUCGCUGCUUUCAUGUUGUGUUGGAUACCAUAUUUCAUAGCCUUCAUGGUCAUGGCGUUCUGCAAAGACUGUGUGCACCAUGACCUUCACAUGUUCACGAUAUGGCUGGGGUACAUCAACUCCACUCUCAACCCUUUUAUAUACCCACUCUGCAAUGGGAAUUUUAAACGAAUUUUCAAAAAUAUUCUGCACAUUCCUUUGUGACAUGCAGAAUAAAAUAUUUGGGGUCUAAAUGCUGCUGAUACUCACAGAUGAGGAGGAGACACGUGUUGCAUCACUUACACGUGAGCUUUCAAAGUGUAGAUAAACCUGUAAAUGUAUUUUGAGUGUUAAUUAUUUCUGUUUGUUUGAGAUUAUUAUUUUUUAUUUAACUUACUGCACUAUGAGUCAGAGUCAUAGCAACAGUUGAAUUGUCUGAAUUCAGUGUCAUUUAUUUAGUCUGUGUUAUGCUACCAGUAAUAAGGUGAGUCUAGGAGACCUUUAAACUUAAAGGAAUUUGAUCUCUCACCCUCGGAAACAGGAGCAUGAAUUUAGUGUCUUGGCCAUGGCUAUGUUUCAUACAGGAAAAAAAAAAAACUUUGUUCAAAAUAUAUUUUUAUUUAUUUAUUUUUUACACAACAUACAGAGCCAGCGAUUUAACAUGACAUAACAUGACAGUAAAUAUUUCUAAUUUUACAAGCUCUGCCUUGCCUUUGUGAGCAAAUCGGUUUAGUGAAGCAUUUAUGUCAUUUGUGACAUUGUUUUCUCAUCAUUAAAACAGGAUACAGAACAUUAGUCGUCCUUUCCAAUGUCAGUCCAGGAAAAACAUAAAUCUUGGCCAUGUGUCCGGUGAUCUGUUACAACAGGGAGGGGGAGGAUUUGUUAUCUGUUCAACCGUCCCUUCUUUUUAGGGUUUUUAAAACAUGUUUGAAAUGAUUUCAUUGUGUUUUUACACAUUAAAACCACCAUCUUUGACAAUAAUUAUCUCUAGAAAUCUCCUGCUUGUGUUUUACCUGUGUGUGCUGUGUCAUGUCUUUACUAUGAUAAAAGUAGAAUAAGUGAGUGUAUCAGCAAAAAUACAAUAUGAAGAACAAAUAAUACUAAAACAGAACAUAAAACUCAUUAAUUCAUAUCUGCAUAUCACAUAUUUUCACACUGUCAACAAAAAAAGUUAAGUGUCAGCAUGGUAACCACUUAAAAAAACAAAAGGAUUUUGUUUUUCUUCUAACAUGAUUGCUAUGCUUUUUACACUCAUUAAUUUUAUGAUGUGAUGUAGUACCUCUUUUCAUGUCAUUAGCCAAAGAGCAGGAUGGAAGAGAGGAGGACUGCACACCAGUGUUGGAGAGAUGCUGACCGCAAUGAAAGUACAAGUAUGAAGGAAGGUAGUCGCACACUCGUAGCCACAAUGCAAGAAUAGUUAAUAAAGUAAAUUAAUUAAUUGUUAUUAUUAAUAUUUCAUUGGCAUUGGCAAUAAACUAUUCUUGCAUCAU
Molecule: messenger RNA, 3226 nt
Organism: Thunnus maccoyii (southern bluefin tuna)
Lineage: Eukaryota; Metazoa; Chordata; Actinopteri; Scombriformes; Scombridae
Gene: hrh1
Product: histamine receptor H1
Exons: 2
Coding region: 324-1961 (545 amino acids)
Biological process (GO): adenylate cyclase-activating adrenergic receptor signaling pathway
Cellular component (GO): plasma membrane
Molecular function (GO): G protein-coupled acetylcholine receptor activity
Source: RefSeq, a predicted model, not a curated record